AGGACUGUCAGAAGAAAUUAAUUGCUAAUGCUGUGCCAGAGUAAAUGCAAUUAACAUUACAUGGAUGGCAUCAAGCACUGGCCCUUGGGAUGAAACUGAUGACAGUGCGAGCUAUGAUGCCCCUGCUGCAACAACCCGUCCUCCAAGGAGAAGCACACUCAGAGUGAGUCAUCUGCAUCAGCCUUACCCCCAGCCCCCCUCGCCCUCUCGACAUGCCAGCCGUGCAGUGUCUUCGAGGCCAAGGACGGGUGGCAUGGUGGUUGACAAAGUGGAGGAUCUUGCUGCAUCUUUGCAGGCUACAACAGAAGUGUUGUCUACAGCAGAUCGCAUGCUGGAGCACUACAGAGACAUAAAUGUGGAGCAGGAUGAGGAAAUUGCAAAGGUGUGUCCAGUGAAAUGUACAGAGGUUUUAACCUUGAAAAAGUGCUGUCACAGAAACCUGCAAAAAGUUUGUUAAAAGUUUUAUUUUGUUCUGGAAUUGCAUAGUGUUUAGCAAUUUGACUUAACAACAAGUACUGUGAAAAAUACUCACAAUCUUAAGUUGGUACGUACGACAGUUAUUUGACAGGCAGGUGACAGGCAAACUUGAGAAUAAAAGAGCACCCAGUAAUGAGUAUAUACAGUGUAAUAAUGACUGCUCUUUGUCUUUGUCAGAACAAAAGUCAACAUCUCUAGUUUGCAAUCUGUAAGAAGAAAGACUAAAAAUUUUUUCUUCGCUGAAAUUUUGAUGUUUUCUUUUAUCCUAAGCUGCGUGCUGAACUUGAAAAAUCUGCCAACAUUCUGAGAAGAGAAAGGAUUUCACGAAGAAGGCGUCUUCCUACCACUCCUCCGUCAUCCCAGGUGAGAACAACUCAUUUCUGUUUUUGAUAAAAUAAAUGUUUCCCGUCAUGUUUGGGACAAUGAGUUGCCAUCAGAUGUUUAGAACAGAUGUUUGAAACUGUUUUAAAAGAGUUUCACUGUGAGACAGAAACAGUUAGCACCUUUUCCUUUCUACAUUGAAAGAAAGGGUGUUAGCUGAGUGAUUUUUUCACACUCAUCAAUCAAGAGCUAUGUAAUACAGGGCUCCAAAAAAAGCCCCAUCCGGUUGUCCAGGCAGCGUGCAAAAAAAGUCAUGUCCCGUAGCCCGGGGCUAGUGGACUUUGCUAUAGGGCUAGUGAUUUUGGUUCUUAACUUGCCCGACGGGCAAGUGCUGUUUUUGGGGGAAAUUCAAAUUACAGAAGGAUAAUUGUAAUCAAUCCUGCUAAUCAAAAAGGGUUUUGGGGCUAGUUGAAAUGACUUGUGGGCUAGCACAUGCUAGCUACGGCUUGCCCGAAUGGCAGGCUGUAAAACUGACUUUCUUUGCACGCUGCCAGUCCAAGUCAUCCUUCAACAAAAUCAUUACUAAGACAAGUGAGAAGUGGCCCUGGGUUAGAAAAAUGUGAGAGCUGGGAAUUCCCAUUUUUUAGCCCUGGGAUGUGGUCUAUAGGAAGAGAGUUUAAAGAAAUUAAUAUCAACGGAUUGCCACCCACUAAAAGAUAUAAUUCCUGUCGAGAAGACGUAUGUACAUAAUCUUAGAAAAAAAGGCUACGUACGCCCAAAAAUUAAUACAGAGCGUUUUAUGAACACCUUUGUAAAUAGGUUGAUUUUUAAGCUCCAUUUAUUGUAAUGAUACACUUUUUUAAUAUAUACAUAUAACGUAGAUAUUUAUCAUAGUUUUUAUCUUCUCUUAUUGUAACAUAAGAUAUGUAGUUUUAUCUUUUGGUGAAAUAAAGACUCAUUAUUAUUAUUAUUAUUUAGUAUAGAACCUGGAAAUGGUGUCAUGAUGGCACAAUUUGGCAGUUUCCUUGUGUUUAACACGCAAGAACACAUUUAUCAAAAUCAACAGGCAGACAUAAAUGUACAGUGUAGUUUCUGAAACACCAACACAUGUAACGAGAUCUGAAAUCAUCCAAUGAAAUAUCUUUUUAUGACCAAAGGACUGGUGUAAUUUGCCUGACAAUAGGGCAUUGGUUCUAACUAAAAAAAUGGCUUGAAAGGAAUUUGUCAACUGAAAUGUUUAUGUUGCUCUAAUUAUUGCAAACUGUGGUAGUCUGUGUCUGAAGAUGAGCAUGCAAGACCUGUGCGAAAAAGUCAAAGGGGAUCUGCUGUUCGGUUUGAUGAUGAUGUUCGAUCUGAUGUAAGUUUGAUCAGUUUGUGACUUAAAUAUUUUGUUUUAAAUUUGUUUAAUGAGUUACAAGCAAUGUACAUGUGCAAGGUAGAGAGUCUAUGAAUUAAAAAAAAUCUAUAACAACCCUACAGAGUAGUUUUCAAAGAGGAUAUUUCCAAUAAUUGGUUUUUCUAUUUAAUACUUAUGUUAAAAUUUUUUGCGUUUUAAGAUAAAAAGUAUUCAACUUUGGUAAAAAUGGAUAAACUGUUCUUUAGCCUGUCUGUACAAAAAAGAUAAAAUUAAUACACAAAAUAGCACUUAAGGACCAGGGUUGUUCUCAGGAUGUUUAGAGGUUGAAUUUUGUUAUGAUCCAUUUUUUAAGGUUGAGCAUCUUCGGCAAGCUGUGAGAAACCUAAAAAGUGAACAGAAUCGCUUGACAGGAGAGCUAGAAAGAGAAAGAGAGGAACGUACAAGGUAAGUUAGUCCUUGUUUUAGCAGGAGGCUUUGUUUCAAGAAAGGUUAUGGUACACUGUAGGUGGCAAUGUUUUUGACUGUUUGGACCAGUUGACUGUAUUAAACGUUAAUUAGAAAUGAUGAAAAGGCACAAAACAUUAAAAUUAUUAUUUAAAUGAAACUUUGGAAAAGUAUAAAGUUGUGUUUAAAUUGUUCAGAAAGUUUUGCUUAAAAAACGUUUUGGCAUUUUUCUAGUAAUUAGGGCAAUAAUAGAUUCUUGUUUUCAAACUGGAGGAGGGAGUUGCGGGGAUGGCUAGGACCCAGCGUUGAACAACUAGAUAAAAUUAACGUGUUUUUUAGAUGAUUUUCCUUUUCUGUAGCAUAUUUUAAUGUUGAAUUUUUUUUUUGCUGAACAGACUUGAUGGUGAUACUUGGGGUGUACCCAGACAUGACCAGGGAGCUCCAAUUGGACUCCCAGGUGCGUAAAAUGUUAACGUUCACUUCUUUUUUAGUCACUAACUAUGAACUGAAUGCUAUACUUGUCUCAUAGUUAACUCCUGCACAAUUUUUUCAAAUUAAAACACCUACUAAGAUUGAUUGUUAUCCAUUUGGAAGGUGCUUAUGAUAAAAAAUUGUCUUUCUGAUUAAGGUCACCUUUUGUUCUGAAGUCUCUUUGACAGAUUACUGAUAAAACAUGUUGCUUAGCUUAUGAAAAGGGGACUGAGAACUCUCUUAUUCUCCCUUUGGUUCCAGUAUUGUUUAAAUACACUGUACCUAAACUUACACGUAUAAUCAGACAUUUGUAUGCUUGUUUAGCUAUAAAACAGAGGCAGAGGCAGUCAAGUAAAGAAAUGAUCUGGUGUCUUAAGCACCUACUUAAAUACAAUUUUGUCUUAUUUACAGGGGUUAGUGUCAGAGCUGGUUUAGAAGAGAGGUACUUGAACUUUUAUUAAACUUUAAUACAUGAGCUGCAUUUGCAGAAUGAGGCCAAAAAGGAUUAUUAUUAAUAAUAUUAUAACCUGGUAUUUUUUGCAUUAUUCUUUAAAUUAUGCUGUGUUUAUAAGUAUUCCUUUUGAUUCUUCUUUCACUAGAGAAAGACUUCUUAAUGAGCUUCGUGAAACAGAGGAAGCUAGCAGACGCCAGGCUGAAGUUCUUGUGAAGGUUAGUUUGGUUAAAAUUUCGAGGCUGCUGCUGCUCUAGGCAUGAUAGUGGAGAAAGAAAGGUUUGUCUUGGGAAUAUAAGUGCGUACAAUGGUAAAUGAUAAAUGGGUUCGGUCGGUCUUAAAAUGUCCUGGCAGGGGUGAUAGGCUCCUGGUCCUGGAAUUACUCAGGAGGUCCCUGAAAUGUCCUUGAAUUCAAGGGUGCAAAAUAAAAUAAUUUGAGGUGUUAACCACAAAAGGUAUCAGAAAAUGCUUGCAUGUCAUUCUACAAGCAAAUGACCAGAAGUUGUACGCACAUGUAUAAUUUCCAUGCCCUUGUGCAUUUCACAUGGAUUUUUCUCGUACAGAGCUGUGAAAUUUUAUGGCAUUGUGUUUUGUGCCUUGAGAAUUUCCAAAAAGGAUAAACUUUAUUUCUCAUAUCAUGUUUCACCUUUGGUGUAAGUAAUUUACCAGUCUGAGUAGCUGCUCUGCAUUUGUUAAGUCAUAAAUUUGCUUAAACUUUGUAGGAACGUACAGUACCGCUUGAGAGACGAUAGUCUCGUCUCCAGAGAUGAUAAUCCUGGGGCGGAUCCAGGAAUUUUUAAUUGGGGGUGGGGUGGGGGGGGGGGUCCAAACUUUGGUUCAGAUAGGACUGUUGUACUUUUUGGUGGCAAAUUGCUUCUCCCUCACACCCCCCACACCCCAUCCCACCAGUCGCGGUUGCACAUUAUAAUUCCUUGGCCCCUUACCGUGUACUGCUUUGCGAUCAGAGGCGAACAGAUCAUAGUAGGGUACCCAAAAACAAUUACAUUUUUUAAUAUCCUGGGAAUUUAGUGGCAAAUGUAACACGCGUUUCAUUAAAAAAUCUGCCAGUUAAAAAGUGUUAUACGAUCCUGUUGAUGUAUGAAUUUCAGUCUCAAACACAACCUUGUUCCCACGGUUCUCUCCUACCUGCCCUAUGGGUAUGAGAAAACCCUGGGAAUGAGGUUGUCUCAAACAAGGGUCAGGUCUGAUAGGGGACAGGGAGGGGGGAGGUCCGGAACUCCUGGAUCCGCCAUUCGACCACCACUGCAAUCCCGUCUUGGGGGGGAAAAGUCUCGUUUCUCGAGAUGAGAGUCUCGUCUCGCGAGACGGUUGAAAUACUGUAAGUAUCAAGCGUCUUCAGAAUGUUAACAGACUCGGCCUACACAGCAUCAGCAUGAAGCCAAUGGAGUAUGGUCGUUUCUCUACAAGUCGUUUCGCUGCAAAGUUGUAAAGUCGUUUUGCUAACUUAACUUGUUAUUACCCGUUUAUGUAGUUCAUUCUAAACUGUUUUAAGCUGUUUAAUACAACAAGUUGGUUGCAGCGAAUCAACUUUAUGAUGCUGCGAAACGACUUCAUUAUGCAGCAGAACGUCUUUGUGGCGAAACAACCGUAAUUCAAGCCAAUUGCUCCAUUCCCACUUCCCUUCCCAUGACCUGGAUGUAUGUUAAUUAGGACAUUACUAUUGGAGCGAAACAUCACACAGACUAUAACCUUGCAGGGGCUGGAUGCAGAGCGUGAUGUUCUACGUGAAAGUCAAAGAUUAGCUUCAGAAAGAGAUCGGGAACUUGAGUCAUUAAGGCAGCAGGUAAGGUUUACCUCUCAAUGGUUUUGGCAAAAUAAAAAGUACAGUCUUAGAAGCCAAGGGUAGGAGUAAAUUACAUUUCGUUCAUCAUCUACUUAAUAAUAGUUGGUUAAGGAAUGCAUUUUUUGAAAACAUUUAAGAGCUCAGAUCAGCGUGCAAAGAAAGUAGUGUCCGAUAUCCCGGAGCCAGUGGAUUUUGCUAUCGGCUAGUGAAUUCUGUUAUUAACUUUCCCGAUGGGCAAGUGAAGUUUUUUGAGGAAUUCAAAUUACAGAAGAACUGUGAAAUCAAUCUGCUCAUCAAAACGUUUUUGGGGCUAGUUGAAAUGAUGUUUGGGCUAGUAAAUGUUAGCUUCAGCUUGCCCUAAUGGCAAGCUGUAAAAAUGAUUUUCUUUGCACCCUGUCAGAUACUUGUAAUUCACAUUGAUGACUCCAUACAAAUCCUUCUAAAUUUGCCCUGAUUCAUAACUUUGAGAACCGAGUCAAAUUUAGUGGGAUUUGUGUGGAGUCAUUAGAGCAUAACUUGACUGAUAUCUUGGAGACAAUUUGCCCUGUAAUGCUAGUUUUUGGCAAGUAGGCCUUUCGGAUGCUAUUCUUUUACAACACCCGACAAAUCCCAUAGUUUCACAAAUAUAAUAAUUCAUGUCGUCCACUCUAUUUUAAACAUAAAUUGGUUAGUACCCCACAGGUAACCCAGGCUCUGUGAUAGUACCACAGGACGGUUACUGUAUAAUUACAGUGUUUGCAUGGGGUAAAAAUAAGGUCCUAAAAUUUGUAGGAUUACGCGGAAAAAAGUUGUGUUGGAAAGGGAGCAUGACGGCCGAGAUGCCAUCUCGUGCCUCCUACCUUAUGUAUUAUGAUAUUGUAUGGAGGGUGAAUUUGAGCAAAUUAUGACGAAAAUUCUUGUGAGCAUUAAGAACAAUAACAACUUACUGCAUAUUAAGUUGCACUGACCAUUAUUUAGUCUUCCCUACAACUUUUAGGAACUUAUUUUUACCCCAUACAAAAACUGUAAUUUUACUGGAACCGUAUUGUGGUAAUAACACAGAGACUGGGUUACCUGUGGUACCCGUCAUUUCCAGGGGCUUGUUGAUGGGUUGGGCUCCUUGGGAAUGAGGUCUGGUGACCUCCUCAUGUUUUUACAGUUGCAGGCCAAUCAAAAAACCCAACAAGAUGAAAUCGAAAACAGACUUAAAGAAAUACAACAAGAGGUAAACAUGAACAACCAAUAUCUAUUCUGUGAAAUUUUGUUUUUCCAAGCCAAGGAAAUGUCUAGAGUGGCAUCUCAAAGUUAAGUGCUAUGCUUAGUGUUACUGACGAAUAUCGCAUUUCCCCUUCCAGCAAGAGGCGUUCCCGCCACCCGUAAUAUCAAUAUGUAGAUUUUCAAAGAGUCAAUGAAGCGAGGCACUCGGCUUCUUCGCUUUCUUUAACGUUCAAAAUUUAAACAAGGAGUGAAUUGGACAAUAAACAGUCAAGUGGCAAAAAAUUGGUUCAUAUUUUCUGUCAGCAGUGAAUCCUAAAUUGAGUUUUAUCUAGUCUUUGUUAGCCUGCAGAACAGGCACUAUUUUUUUUCGCGUUUUUCAUGCGAGCAAAGGCAAGCGCGAAGCGAACAAGGAGUAGCAGACACCAUCGCGCUUGUCUGACGCUCCUCGCUCGCUUCGCGUUUGCCUUUGCUCGCCUAAAAAACGCGAAAAAAUAACGUCUGUUCUGCAGGCUAAGUCUUUUUCGAGUUAAAGCUGGUUUCCACACAAAUACGAUGGCUGCGAUUGCUUAAAGGCAAACUAGAAAAGAAAGUUAAAAAGGCAAGGAUCGCUGAAAUAAACUUCUGUUCUGAUUAAACCAUGAUUGCUACUAUUGAUCAGAUCGCUGGCGAAAAGGUCAGCGACCGGAAAGCAGCUAUCACACUCUAUACAUAGUUACUUACAGUUACUUGAAAUUACAUUACAUUUUAAAGUUCAGAUAUAACGCGCACUCUGAUUGGUUGAAAAAGCGUGCUUUAUGAGAGUAUAAAACACGGAACUAAAGCGGUCGCGCCAUCUGCAAAUGGUUUGUUUUGAAAAUUAGAAAGUAGUGCGUGGGGAAUUUAACAGAUUCUUUAUCAUAAAACAAAUGAAGAAGCUAAGCUUUGACUGUGCUCUGUUCUGUUGUAAGGGACUUAGGAAGCGGCUACAGCACUCAAAAGGUAGAGGGAAACACUCGACUACUUGACGUGCCUCCCCCUACACCUCUUUCGUGCGCUAGCCUCUUCCUGCGUGCUUUACUACAGAACAGUGCGCAGUCAAGGCUUCUUUAUUUGUUAAUUACAUCACAUUGCAUAACGUUACUUUACUGAAUAUUGUUAGGUGAUUAUUACCCUUAAAGUCUUAGUUGUAAUCGACAUCUAAACAUUAAUUCUCUUUGUAUGAACAAUGCAAAAUUUAAGCAGUAAGUUUAUGAGAAUUAAGGAAGUGAUUGCCUGAUCUGAAGACACAUUAUUUUAAUACCUGAUAAUAAAGAAAGUGUACCGUAUCUUGACGAUUUAACUUAAAUUUUAAAACUAGUACUCUGUACGCAUGCAUCAUUUUUCACUAUCCAUUCACAAUUUUUCAUUGUUCAUCAAUCCAUUUUCCUCUCCAUCUUAUCACUUGCUCUGGUUAAUCGUAUACUGCUAACCCUACAUGACGUUCAGUUGUUUCGCUACAAAGUUUGCCUCCUUUUCAUGUAUGCGCUUCGUGUUACGAACAAAGGCGAGCGCGAAAAGGAAGUAAUAAAGACAUUUCGCUAAUUUAAACUAUGAAAUCUGUGGUUAUUGCUCGUUCGGUAUAAAAAUUUAGCCGCAGUGUUUGUGUAUAAAGAGGUGAAGUAUCAUCUCAUACUUAAAACAGUAGCGAAUCGACUGACAACAGGUAGCGAAAUGACUUUGUAGCAAAACGACUGGUAACCCCUGGCAUUGUGACUAUGGAACUAUAUUUAUUGUGUGCGAUUAUCAGAUGAGAGCGGAGCGAGAGUCGUGGGAGAAGAAACAGAGAGAAGUCGGUCAACUCGCCACCGAGUUACAAAAUGUCCGGGUAACUAGAACGUUCUUCAUACGUACUAAAACAUUACUUUCUUCUGCAAUAACGUGCUUGUUGAGUCAUUUAAGUGUUCAAAACUAAUCUUUUGUUCGGUUUGUGAUAAAUUUGCCCUCAAGCAUGCCCACCGAGGGAAGAAUGAAAAACUUUCUUCUGUGCGAGUUUGCAUUUUAUGGGCGAGUUAACCAUGAUAACCAUUAAUCUAAACAUGGUAAUCUUGAUUAAAAAGUUCACCCUCAGUAUGAAUUAAUACAACCUAACUUUAAAUUAACACCCAUUUUAACAUCGCGGAGCUUUCUUGCUCAUAAUUUUAUUAAUCACUGACAAUCUGAAAUAUAACUACUUGCUAACUCCGAUGUUAACCAAAGUUAUUUAGACUAAUCCUGCAAAUAACAGUCAGGCUACUUUGCGCUACAUGUUAUUAUGAAUAGAUUUAAAAACUUUUCUAACCUCUUCUAUAACGCAAUCCAAAAAGCGUCAUUCCUCCAAGCUAUAGUUGUUACUUUGAAAAUUAAAGUGAUUGUUUAUCUUUUUAGAAUUUAAUAGGUGAAGCAAAUGAAACUAAACUACGGGAAGAAAUCCGCUCUGUUGCCAGGUACGCUUUCCUUCCAUUUUUAGAACAAAAAUACUUCAGCGAAAGUCUGAUUUUUUGCUUCAUUUAGAAGCUUUCAUUUACCAUUGAAUGAAAAUAUGGGCUAGGAUGUCUAAAGUAUGUAAGAUUUUUUCAAAUUAAUGAGUUUCUUGUUGUUGAAAAUACUUUGUACCCUAGCAAACUUAUUUUGGCUGGGGCAAUUCUGCAGUUUUGAGCUUUCAAAGCUUUAGGGCCAGUUUUUAAACGGAGUUUAGCCAGUGUUUAACAAAACCGCGUUGUAAGCUAUUUUCAGUUUGCCGAACGCUUUUAUGUGAACAACAUCUAUCGUGAACAGUUUCAUUGAAGCAUAUAGAGUAGACUAGAAAGCAUUUAUCUUCUUAAAAUAACCCACUAAGGAAGAGAUCUGGAGGUCCAAAGAUUUCCUAAACCGCGGUCUAUGCUAGACUCCGUUUAAAUAACCGACCCUGAGAGUUUAGUAAACUAACCACGCAUUGGUAAUUUUUCAACUUUGCAUAUUGAAUGUGACAACCUUAGCCUUUAAGUUCUAUGCUUCGCUUGCAUGUUACGCUUGUUUGACACCUCAUCUGUUCUUCGCCAUGUUUGCGUGUAUGCUGGCCGAAAUGCAGAUUGUAGACGAAUUUGAACUGUAUUUUAUUCCAAGGAUUAUCAGGCUCGAUUCCUAAAGGAUACAUCACUCCAAAAGGUCCAACUUCUCAAAGAUUGCACAAGAUUCCACAGAUUCACUAAAGGUUCACAGAUCAUCAAGAUGGGUACAAGAACACAACACGUUUUUUUGAUCUCCCAGAAGGGCUAGCGAGCUCCUAGAUCCUUACGUCAUCGCGCACACAGAUUCGUACGUUCCUCGCAUGGAUGUGAAACCCGUCAAUAUAAGCGAGGGUGUCAUAUACAGGACUAUCAUAUAUGUAGGAUUUAUUUUUAACUUUGUAGAUUUUUUCUGCGUCGGGCUUAUACUAUAGGCUCGAAACAGCGUACAGGAUUGAGUGACUGUCAAUGCGAAACAUGACCCUGAAACAACACACGGAAGAAGCGCAAAUGAAAUUAGAGGCUUAGAAGAGCUUCGUUACAGCGGCUUCAAUACGUUGUUAUGUAUGCGGGAUUGUAAUAAAUGGAAGUCGUUUCUUUCUUCUUUUUUUUUCCAGUGAGCUAGAUUCUGAACGGCGAGCGCUUGAGGAAAGUGAACGAGAAAAGAGAUUACUUGCUUCACGCGUAGAGGAUUUGUCAGGGAGACUGGAACUAUCUGAAAGAGAACGCAGGGAGGUAGGUCACGUGAUUAACGACUAAACUGGAAACAAUGUCAUUUUACGUACCUAUUCAGUGGACGUCUGUUAUAAUAGAGACCUUUAGGACGACUAGGAGUACGAGAUUUAACUUGACGUUUUUUUGCGUCUUCUCAAAAUAUAGACUUCCCAGAAAGGUGCAUUGCACCAUUUUUCACUAGAAAAGUUAGCAUUGUUAUCUUUAGUGAAGGAGGUUACGCGCUCUCCCGAUCGCAAAAAGAUAGAACUUCUAACAUUUGAUAUCUUGUUUCGCCACUGCGACAUUCGCGCGAAAACUCGUAGUAGAAUGACGACGGCUACCACGUUUUCCCGCCAAAAUGACGCUGGCUUACGCGCGUGCUUUACUUAGUAUUGAGAAAAUCUCGUACUCGUAGUCGUACUCGUCUUAGAAUCUAAAGCUCUCCAGUAUUGUGCCCAUUGGCACUGGGAAAAUUGUUCAAACAAGGCCGCGCUGGGAAAGUACAGUCGGAGGUUAGGGCAGGGGCUCAACUCGGGACCUUCGCAGCACUCGCUGCCAGCCUUUCCCGUCAUAAGGGUGGUACGUUAGUUCGGGCCCCUGUUCUGUGCAGAUUACCUUAACUGAGGUUGAAAAUCUUACGCCUGAUGAGAUCGAUCGGCAAGCAAGGAUUUGUGACUAAAAGUAGUACUUUUUUAUAUUGUAAACGGAUUAAUGUGCUGUGUUGAGCGUUGAAGUCUUCGUUUUGUGUGUGAGUUUCGGCAGACUGAUAUUGAGUAUGAAAUUAUGGUUGUCAUUAAAUAGUGAAUGCUUAAUAUGACGUGUCACGCUAUGCAAUAAAUGUUCGUGGCCCUUUGAUUGCGUCGACUGGGUUUCACUGUACGUUUAAAGUUUAAAAAAGAGUAGUUCGUAAUCCAUGCACUGUUAUGCGAAUUUGCGUCUUUGUGAAACUCCUAGGUCAUGGCUGAAUUAGAUGCCGCAACAAAGAGGCUGGACCAAAGUGAAGGUGGAAAAAAUGCUCUUGUGGACCAGGUAAUCAUGGUUAAACUGCUGCAAUGUAACAAUGAAUAUUUUGACUCUGUUUCACUGGGUGUGAAAUAGUUGUCAUGUGUGACCAGUUGCACCCAUGUCAACCUAUCUAUAAACCGUCUGCUCAUAUUUAGGUCAUUAGAGGUCACUCACCAUCUUUACGGCCAGCAUUAACUUAGAUGCUAGGUACUUAGAGGUACAGUAGAGGUUUUCUCGCUCAUCAGCAGUGACAGCGUAAAGAGCAAAAAACUGAAAGAGAAAAAAAAAAUUGGGCACCUAGGGUACUGCCAGCAUAUAUAUAACCCCACCCUGCAAGUUAGGUUGAAGUCAACCGAAGCCAUUUCUCUGGUCUUUCAUGCUCAUUUGGUAGUUUGGCAUUGUAAAAAUUACUGUAUAUGUCUUGCAAUUAAUCCUGUAUUACGGAGGUGCAACUCCAAAUAUAUAUAUAUUACUUCUGGUGCUUCCCUAAAAACUGGUAAUUCUAUGGAUCUUUUUGCUUGCUGUUAUUUUUUAUUACCGUUUAUUUUUUAAGAAAAACUAUCAUGGAGUAAAACAAGCAUAGUGGCACUUACUCACACCGAUACCUAUAUGAAUGCCAAAGCAAUUACAGCAAGAUUUUGUUCUGUAGAAUGUUUUCCUUUUGAUAAGACAGUCAUUGAAAUAACUGUAGAAUUUAAUACUUUGCUUUCAAGCUGUAUCUUUGAAAGAACUGACUCGGAUACGUGGAAACGCAGAUAGGAGGAGUGACUGCACACCGAAUUUAUUCGAUUGAACGCCGCAGCGUUUAUUAAAUUUUUAGUGUUUCCAAUGCGGCGUUUAUUUCAAAGUCACUUUUCUUAAAUCACUGACAACAAAAUGUACGAUAAUUCAUUUGUGAACAUCAUGUAAAACAGAAAGGUGUUUAAAUUUUGAUUAUUUCGCUUUUUUUUUGCUGAGGUCGAAUAGUAAUUAUCCGGAUGAUGUAGUUUACUGAGUUGUACCGAGUUCUUUUUCUUUUUCCAUUUGAUUGGGUGCGGCGUUUAUUCGAGGGCAGUGUAUUAAUAAUGGUAACUUUAUUUCCAUCUACGGCCUUUGAUCAAGUAAAUACGAUAUCCAGGUGUCCGCGUAUCCUCCUUUCUUUAGGGUUCGCUUCAAAGUGGCAGGGUCUCCUGCACUUAAGCUCAAUCGUUUUCCAAAAGCAUCAACUUCAAAGUAAAUUGAAGGCCCGUUAACCUGGGGUCCUACCGCUCACGUAUAUUGUUAGCCCGCAAGCAAACUCUCCCCGAGUUCCCAGGGGUACGAGGGUCUGGGAGAGCGCCUCGGAGAGCUUGCUCGCAGGCUAUAUGUUAUGGCCGGACACUUACUUAACAUUUUUAAUCUACUCUUAAGGCAGAACAAUUACGUCAACAGUUUUCACGCGCCGAAAACGAAAAAAAUGAGCUGACUAAAAAAUUGGAAGAAGCUCAAAGUAAAUUAGAAGAAAAUGAAGCAGCUCGGAAACGACUUCAGGGACGAUUUGAGAGUCUGAGCCGACAGAUGGAAGAAGGACAAGGGGAUCGUGAGCGGCUAGUGGAACAACUUGAAAACCUUAGGGGACAGGUGAGAGGAUUAUUUGCCACUUUAGUAACGAGAAGGAAACCGGGCCGAUAUAACUUUCGCAAAGACUUCUGGGGACACAGAAAAUAAAUUGGCCAAUAGCUGACCGGUGCGUCCCUAGUAACGAUCACAGAAGUCUUUGCGAAAGCUAACUCGACCCAUUCCUUCUCAUUUCUAAAGUGUAGGCAUCCCAGACCUCCUAUAUUUCUUAUUUAACCUAUAUUUUGUUAGGAUUCUAUGAAGAGCCUAUAUCUCAAGAAAUCCUCGUAUAUUUCCUAUAAAUAGGAUAUCUGCAUUUUGCACCGUGAAGCAAUUUUGUUGUGAAUUGACAAAAUCAAAAUUCUUUAUCUGUAAACAUAUAUUUUUUUUAAUUCUAAUUUUUUUUCUAUAAAGAGCCUAUAUUUUGGCAGAAAAUUCCUAUAUUUUCCUAUAUUUCGAACUUGAACAGCCUAUUUUUCCUAUCAGAUUUUCCAAAAAGUGGCUGGGAUGCUUGAAAGUGGCGAAUUGUGGUUAAAAACUUGAAAACCUUGGGGAUAGUAACUAAUUCACAUUCGCAUAAAAGGCACCCCCUUGCCUCUUGAUGGACAAGUUAUGGGUGAAAUAAUUUUGCACAAGGUGUAGGGUCAGUGAGCUGAUAGAGGAAAUUUGUCAGCGCCGCUGAAGCGGAGGAGGGUUGGGAAACUUGCUUGCCCGUUGUUUAGUAGACUUGCGAGAAGAGAGCGAUUUGUUUGCAAAGGCGUAUAAAAGGCCUAGAGAAUUUCCCUGGGGUCCGUAUAGGGCCAAUAGAGUGCCUUACAAGGGAGCGCGAAGUUAUCUAGUUGAUAAAAUCGUCUUGCGGCGUUUACGCGAAUGAGAAUAGGUGAGAGCUUCAUUGUAGUUAACAACUUGAAAACCUUAAGGGAUAGGUCAGAGGUUCAUUGAAGUUAACGACUUGAAAAGCUUUGGGGACAAGUGAGAGGUUCAUUGUAAUUAACAACUUGAAAACCUUAAGGGACAGGUGUGAGGUUCACUAUAGUUAACAACUUGAAAACCUUGGGGAUAGGUGAGAGGCUAUUGUAGUUAACAACUGGAAACCUUACCUUAUUUUCAGGUUGCAAAAUCUGAGCGAGAAAAAGAUGAGAUAAUGCAGCAGGUAACAAGACUAACUCGGAACGCCGCUCAAAGACGUCAAUCAUUCGGUCCAACCGUUUCGUCUCAGUUCAGGAGAAGCCUGGGGCGAACUGAGGGGCCUGGAGGCGACUUCGCGUCUGAAAUGAGAAGGAACCUGGACCGAUUUGAGAUGGAACAGGAUCUGGAUCGUAGGCACAUGGGCGAGUCAUUUUACGAUGGACUGCCCGGCAGAAACUUCAGGGGAGGGGAUGGUGGCGGUGGGGACAGGUAAGUUAUUGUUAUCAGGCAAAUAGCUAGGAGCCCAUAACCGGAAGAGAGCUACUCCCAUACUAGACCUAUGUUACGGCAUUUUCAUGAAGGGUUUAUUUUUAGAAAGCACUUUUUCUCGUGAAAAUGGAAGCUCGGCUCUUUCUAUGUGCUCAUUAGUAGUGUGAUAGGAGGGCAAAGCUAAGAAUUUUCUAGAGGUACGCACUGAAUCGAUUAAAUUUGCGUUUGUGAAUAAUUACAAUGAGGUAGCUCUUUCUUUUGUGUAGGAUCGUGUUCUGUAGGCAACAGUUAUUGCCUUUGCUUCUUGCAAAAUCAGCACUUUUUUUAUUUGGCAGCAGUCAAAGCAGAGUGACGUAGGCGAAGAUAUUUCCUUCAGCAAUCGCUUUUUUUUGUCUUCUGUUUAUUCUUUUGCUUUGUUUUUCUAUUUUGGUUUUGGUUUUUUUAAAUUUCGAUAUUUUUCUAGGCACGCAUGUGCAUAGUAGCGUAAACGUCCUCAGUGAUGUGAAAGAGAAAAUUUAUGUCGUUAAAGCGUCAAAGACUACCCUUAGGCUUGGCUGACUGGUUUGUGGGACUUAAACGAUAUUCUAAAUUUGCGCCAAAUUAUAGUAAAAAUAAACUGUCUGUCAAAACACGGUGACCCAACCACAUACUUUCUCCGAGCUAUGAGCUUAAGGCGUUUCAGAAAGAAGGGAGUGUUAACAACAAUUAAGCCACAACAUUUGUUUAGUAGUCAACAAUGACGAUAGAAUAGUUACAUGCAAUUAAUCUCAAAUAACCUUUACUCUGGCGCCCUGUUCAUGACCCAUGUGUCCUGUGUAAGUUCGCCUGUAUUAUCAAUUAACUAUAGGCCAUUUCCUAGUUUCAAAAACUCUCACUUUCAAAACGAGACUAGGUGCGAAACCGAGUUUUAUCAGAAUGAAAAUGGAAAAAUCAUAUUUAUAUCAGUAGGUUGGCACUUAACCUCGCUUAGAAACAGGGGGUUGGGCCAACUCGGAAAUCGCAUAUUAAGCUGCGAGGCUGCACCCGAAAGAGCUUCGCUAGUUUGUUAGUCCACGUGAUGGUACUGCUAAAGAGCUUUCAUGUGAUUGGCUACACCAUAGCAUUUCAUCCACAGACUUAAAAAGUUAGGACUGUAUACUGAAUAGAUAGUACUAUUUGAACAUACUGCUGAAAGAGGUUUCGUUUGAAUAGCUACACCAUACGAUUUCCUCCACAGAAACAAAAGUUCAGAUUUCAUUACAUCACAAAAGAGGGUUCAUUACAUCACAAAAGAGGGUUUGUCACGCAUUCAUGAAUGCGUGACAAACGAACCCCAAAGGACGUCUGCGGGGAGGCUAGCACUGAUACAGAAUUGCUUUACUUUGUAGAAUUGAACUAUUAAACAGUUUGGAAGCGUUGCACCAAGACAUGGAUCGAAAGGACGAGCAGCAGGAGCGGUUACUCAGCCAGAUGAGAGAUUUACUGUCCAAGUAUGAAGAGAGCGAGGAACAAAAGAAACGAUUCGCGACCGAGCUGGAGACUGUUACCAAGAAACUCAAGGAGGCUACGAAAGAUGUGCAAGAACUUGAAGGACAGCUAGAAGACAAAGAGAAUCAACUGAGAGAGAGCGACAAGAAAAGAGCUGAGCUGAGGAACAAAGCUGUUCAGUCCAUUAAAGAGUAGGUUCCUUGUGGUUUUGACAGACUCUAAUUUGUACUAAUGGUCUAAUGGUCUGUGGCAUCCCUACAAGUUUGGGCGGGUCAUUUUAAACCUAGACUUAGGCCGCUUACCAUUUGUCAGAACUGACCGGCCAGACCAGUCCAGUCCCAAUGAGAAUUCCAACGUUAAACAGCCAGCAAGAUUAGUCUAUUUCUAAAUAGUAUGCGCGGCAGAAUCGGAUUGUACUUUCAGGGGUUUCGGUAGGGAGCAAAUUUAAGCAACGACGUUGACAACGUAAGGGAAAAAGUCGCUCCAAAAACAGAAUUUGCGUCCUUUCAAAUUUUAUCGCUUUUAUUUGGACGCGCUCUAUAUUUUAAGUGUAGGCGAUUUUUCCUGGAGUUGAAUUCUUAAGGACGUGGUGCGCGUGCAGAGCUCUCGUCAUGGGUGCUUAAGCUCCCUAAUAAGCGCCGACGUCACGUCCGACGCAACGCGUUGUCUACUUUGCUCAGGGAAGGCGGCUACUUUUUUCUAGAAAGAAGAAAAACUAGUUUGAUUGAUGUCCGAAACAGAAAAAUAUAUCAUCAGGUCUGAAUGAAAACGUAAAUAUGAUGUGUUUUCAUAAAGGCCCACUGCUUUUAUGUUAUGCUUUAGUUAUGUGAACGCUAUAUUUCAGUCAAUUUUUUACAGGUUUCUUACAGUUGGUUACUCCAUUCAAACCUGCUGGCUACUUCAAUUUUUAUAGAAACCCGUGACUUUCAAUAAGGGUUCUAUUAGCUUUGAAAGCAGUGAUUCAGAUGGAGUUCCCAGUGAAAGGGAAACUUCCCACCUACCCCUCCCUAAGCCAGCAUUAACACUUAAAUCUCACGUAGGGCAAAAUGUUGACUUAGGGGAGGGGUAGGUUGGCAGUUUCCCAGAAACGUAUAAGGAUCCGAAAUCUCUUGGAAUCUGGUACCUCCACCCCUAAACUCAUUUUUAUUGCUCAGUAAAUUCAAGGUAAUAGGAAUGCUAUUGAAGGUUGUGAUCGGUCAAAUCUAAAAACGCCUGCAAAAACAUAUUACAAAGAAGUCUGUACGGGCUUCAAAACCAUUGAGCUUUAUUGACUAUGGUGUAACUGUUACUCGUAAUGUUUUCUAUAUUCCUAGAUAUCGUACAAAAUGCAAGAGACUGGAACGAGAAGCUGAACAGGGGCUUCAAGUACAUGAACCAGUGGUUGGUACAAGUGUUUGUCUGUUUGUUUGGUUGGUUGUGUGUGUUUUUUUUUCGAGGCUACACGAUCUCUUCUGCCACGUUCCCCAACUCCUUUCCUCCUCCAGUAUACUUUUAGCAGCGCUUGAUGUUUAAAACGUUGUUACCUUUUACAAAGAGUAUAUAAUUAUAGCAACUUGUUGGUUCAAAUUGUACAUAACACCUGUUUAAUUUGCUCGCGAGAUGCAGAUAAUUAAGGGUGUGGCUUUGAUCAGUGUCAGUGUUCAGUGUACUCGCUCAUGUCUUGUGACUUCCCUAAGCCUGUCAAUAGCUUGCAUGAUAUUUUCAUGUACUUAAUAGAGACCUUUAGAUGCGCGUAUUCUCAACAUAUAGACUCCCCAGAAAGCUUUAUUUUACCAUUUUUUGACUAGAAAAGCUAGCACUGUUAUCUUUAGUGAAGGAAGUUACGUCCUCUCCCGAUCGCAAAAUGAUAAACUUCUUACAUUUAAUAACUUGUUUCCAACACUUCAGUUUUCUCGCUAAGACUCGUAGUAGAGAGACGACGGCUACCAAGUUUCCCCGCCAAAAUGACGCUGACUCUCGAACUCGUUGUCGUACUCGUCCUAGAAGCUAUAGGUCUCUAAUAUCUAUUUCAGUUUCAUCGCAUUGGGUUGCUAAUUAAGUCAAAAGUAGCGUUAAAAAGAGAGACAUGAAUAGACCGAUCACUCAGUUACGCUGCCUUUGAGUGCCACUAUUCAUAACAAUCAUAACAUAUUAAUGUUAUUAAUUUAUGCCUAGUUGGUUCUUUUAAUUAUAAAGUAUCUCUGCUUUCACAAAUACAGUCGAACCUCCACUAACGGCCACUUUUUUUGGCGGACAGUCCAUACAUUGACUCUUGUUUCAACCCCUCUACAGUGGCCUCUUUCUCCUGUCUCCAACGUCGACGUUGUGGAGAGCGUCAACUGUACAGCGAGUCAUUUAUUAAUGAAUUCUCGUUAGAGCGAUUUUCGUUUGACCUUGAAAAAUGGUUUCCGAAAGCGUUUGUUAUUUGUUUUAUCAGCCAAUGGAUGAAAAGAACAAAACAUGGACUCCUCGUUUUCCCGCCAAAGAAAACCCUAAUAUGGAGAAGGCAUUGUUCCAUUGACCAAUCGUGUUGCAGUAUGACGUCAAAGCAACUUCUAGAAAGUUCUUCGGGCAUGAAGUUUUUUUCCGCCGAGCGUUUGCUUAACCAACCAAAAGCCAGGUGCGUUUGUUUCCGUUCGAUAAACCAAUCAAAUCGCUUUAUUUCCGUUCGUUUGUUGUUUUUGUUUUGUUCGCGCGUUUUCAUUUCAAGGUCAUACGAAUAUCGUUCUAUAACCCACACUCAAGCCACUAAUUGUUCUUUACCGAGUCAGUCUUGUCAAUCCUCGAUCCUCUCACCUGAGACUUGUCUCAUAUUCGGUUUUUCAUUACAGAGGGAAAUGAAAGAAAUAAAAGAGUUACGCUCUAAAGUGGCCAAACUAGUGUCCAAACUCCAAGAGGAAGCAGAGCAUCGACAGGUGAGUGCAGGGGAAUGGGACUAGUCUUUGAGAGACAAGCUCAGUGGGAGCUAGUGACCUAAGAGACAAUGUGAAACUGUAUCCUCCACUUAGCAAAAAUAUUAAAACUUCGUUUUCUUGAUUUUCAUGUGAUAUUGUUAAAGGCUAGGAAAUAUAUACUUAGGUCAGAUAAAGAGAUUCUGCAGAGUAAACUCAAGAAAUUCUUGGGGAAUAAACUACAGUAUUACAACGAUGAAAGCGGACUACAACUCAUCAAAUCUUAUGUCACCACCAACGUACUGUACCGAAAUGUUUUUCUUAUCGAGUUUGUUCUCUCUUUAAUUUAUAAAAUUCUCUCCUUUCAUCAUUUUUUUUUUCAAAUCUUGUUUGAAGACAAUAAAUCAACUUGAUUUAUUAUCAUGAAACAAGACCAUCGGUCCUCGGUGAACUACUCUUCGAAAGAACUGUUACUUAAAAGUCAAAGUACGUUACAAGCCUCAUGUUUUCCCUCGCUGUUGCUCACGUUUUUUUUAACCUUCAUCAACCUCGGCCUGGUCACUACUAACUGAACAGACAAACGAUAUUUUUUUUUUCGUGCGACCAAAUAAACUAAUUUUUUGUUGCUUGUAGAAUGUCUAAAUCUGGACGUAUUGUUUCCAUUUUUAUCUUCAGAAUUACGAGGAACGUAUUUUGGAAGCGAGACAUCAGGAAAGAGCCACAAAGGAGGAAGCAGCCUCACUAUAUGCUCAACUACAACAAGUAUGUUGACAUCGCCAUGGUUUCCUUUUACAAUUUCUCUUAAUACAUUUGCUUGGCUUGCUUUACAAUUAAACCUUCCUCAUUAUUAAGUCAGUUUUAAGGUGGGUAUGAGCCUCCCCAAGUCUCAAAGUUUUCUUCCCAUUUUUUUUUUUUUGUCAAACAAAUGUGUGUUUGCCUUACACUUCUGUUAAGGCGAGGGUUACUGUACUAUAUGUUGCGUCUUCGAAACGCGAAAAAACUGACUGCGUGCGAGAGACGCGACAAGUCAAGCGAGAUUUCGCGUAGCUUCCUCUUCCGCGCGUGCUUGGAUGUUUCCUUUAUAGAGGGGCUGUCACUAAGAUUUCAAGUUGCCGGGUAAAUACAACAAGUAGGCAGGGAAUCAAACCAGCUAGGGAUUUCUUUAGGUUCUUUUUUUUUCUGUUUUACUAUGAAAGCAGCCGGGGGCCACGUUCUUAGUAGCGGAGGGAAAUCCCCGGCCCCCGCUUCUUAAUGACAGCCCUGUUUCUAACCCGUAUAUCUUAAAAAAGAGAGAGUAACGGUUGAACAUUCAUCUGUUACAGGAACGAGACGCUCAUACGAAUGCUUUGAGGGAGCUUGAGGAACAGAUCCAGGCCCUCACGGUUGGUUCCUUUUUGCUACUCAACACCAUAUUACUUUGUAAAGAGCUGAGCAUUGAAAUACUUAGUUGGGGCGAGAGAUGUCAAAAUGGUGAGCGGGUUAGGGUUGAGACAUUCGGAUCUUGGUUCUCCUCCUAACAUUCGCGUUGUUAGUCAUCAAUAAAACAAAGGGAAUGUUACCAUAACUCAGGGUAUGAGAUCCUUAUUACCAUUUUGGAAAUUCUAGCUCUAAAUAGACCUUUCCCGCAUUCCUGUAAACAAAGGCGUCAAGUCGAGGCUUGGGUGGAGAAAAUACAGUGGUUUGUAUGAAAUUGUCCACCCGGGCCUCGACCUCAUUUCUUUAUGUUUGCUCACUGGAGCGUAAUGCGGGAAAAGGUCUAUUUCUACAAAAAAUUACUAACAAUUUGAGAAGCUAUAUCAAACACUCGACUCAGUUUUCUUUUCAGAUAUGCAGACACCUCGAAAACCUUUUUGAUAGAAUCGGCUGCACCCUCCCCCCUUUUUUUCUUUUUUCUAUGCGAUGACUGGACAUCAGGCUCCAAAUGUUCAAAAGCUGAAUAUCACUAUCCACCGGAUAAAUCACUAUCCAGUGAAAAGUAUUAGAGAAAACCAAUUGCGCUUUCCAGUGGAUAGUGAUUUAUCCUGUGGAUAGCGUUAUCCACCUUUUGAACAACUGGGGCCAGAAGAAACACUCCCUGUCGUACUUGGUCUUAUUACAGCAAAUCUUUUUGCUACAUACCAACUUUCUUCCCACGCUCAGAGGUUAAAUUGAGUACGGGAAAACGUUAUGCUUGGAUAACAAUCGCCUGUUGUGUGCCUACACACUAUAAACCUUGUCACGGUUUUCGACGCCAUCUUGACGAGUAGGCAAACGCGUGAGAAAUUACAGUGUUUGUAUGAGAAUCUAAUGUCGAAUAAUUACCGUAAAACGGCUGUUCUGAACAAAAUAUCAAUUUUAACUACAGCUACAAAGCAAAGGAUUGUCCAAAAAAAUUUGGGGCGUAUCUGUGCUUAAAUUUCUCCAGAGGCUUUCUUUAGAUUUUCCAUAUAUUUGUCUGUAAUUUUUCCGGGACUUUCUUACAGACAAAUGUAUAGAAAAUUUUAAAAAGUGGUUCUAGGUCUUCUAGAGCAUGUAACGCCCUCAAAUUUUUUCAAGAGAAUCCUUAGGAGUAAAACUUUAGUUUACAAAUCAUAUUUUUCUCAGAACAGCCGUUUUACGGAAAUUAUUCGACAUUAGAUUCUCAUACAAUCACUGUAAUUUCUCACGCGUUUGCUUACUCGUCAAGAUGGCGUCGAAAACCGUGACAAGGUCUAUUCUUCGUUUUUUCUUUUCACUUAUUUGUACUCAACUGUUCUUUCUUAGGCUAAUCACGAGCUAGCUCUUCAAGACGCAGCUAAAAAGGCUAAUAAACAGAGAGGAGAAAUAGAAGAGCAAAUCGCAGACAUGAAGGUACUUAUGGUGAUCGACGUGUAAUUUCUCCUCAUUCUGUUACUGCUAAUCAACCUUAAAUCCCGUGAGAAUAAAGAAAACAAUCAGCCUUUAUUGGUAGCGUAAGAAAUGCAUUACGAAGAGUGUGAAGAACAUGUGUGUUGAUACGUUGGCUGACGUCUCGCAACGCUCUCCCGCGAGAGAAGAAUUGGGUAACGACCCAAAUAACGGCUGCGCAGAGAAGACUUAGGCCCCGUCCACAGGUAUCAGUUUUGGUUUGAAAACGGAGAUUUUUUUCCGGUUUAGCCUACCUUUCACAUGUAUCCAUUGAAAAUGGUUACCGAAAACGCAUCUUCAAAAACGCUGGACAUUUUAGAAAACUCCGUUUUGCUGUACUCGUGUGGAUGGAUGAAAACGGAAGUAUGUAAAAAAAAUUACGUUACGGGCUUAGAUACCAGUAAUGCGCAUGCUCCCAUCAAAGCUGUUACCAUUUUUAGUAACCAUUAUGUUUUCGUGUAGACGAGCAAAGACGAUUUAAGUACAUUGUUUGAUUCAAAACAUUAAUUUGUUCUUGAAAUACUCAGAUUCAGCUUGCGGAUGAAAAGUCCACGAUAAAAGCCAUGCGAAAACGUCAAGAAAAGGACAGAGAAGAAAUGGAGAAACUGCAGACUGAACUGAAUGUGUAAGUUAAUCACGUGGAAUCCAAGUCUCCUUCUCGCAAUACUUCUCUCCAUGCGUUAUUUUAAAAUUGAGCGGGAAAAUUUUCGCGUGCCCCGCUGCGGACUGGCGGGGAAAAAAAUUGUUUACAAAUUACAACGCUGUUUCGUCUCCCCGGCGUGUUAUAUAAGACUUUUUAUUUGUUUUUUCGCUCUUUCAUUAUUAUAAAGCAAGCCAACAAAGGGGAAAAGAAAUAUUUGGUCAAGUGCUUCAUUAUGUGAGGACAAACUUCUUGACACUGUUUUUAAAACCCUGCUUUUGAGAGCCCAAAGUUGGCAACAAAUUCAGAGGUCAACUACCCUUUCGCCUUCUUUCCGUCUUUCUCGGGCUCCUCAAUUUUUCCAAAAGAGCAUUUUUUUUUCAACUAUUCUACGGCAAAUGACGUUUUUUUGUAAUCAGCGAAGAAUUCUCCAUCCUCAUGAAAAAGGUCUUCAAGAUCUUACCCUUGCGACAAAUCGCAACACAACGGCGUAACUUUGAAACACACGCCAUGAUGGAUUGCCGUUGCUACGGGCAACAUUCACUUGAAAACGGGUCCAGGAAUGGAAAUAGGACGCAAAAAGGAAGCGAACUUUUUCUACUCGUACAAAUGGAAGAAAUUGCGUCUUAUUUAGGACGCGUUAUAUUUUUUCUGGUAUAAAUGGUCCUUUUGUGGCCUAUUAGUUUUUAAUAAUGUUUAUUUUUAAAUUUAAUAAACUGUUUCUAACCUGAAAAUGGAUGUGUUAAUGAUAGUGACUUUUUUUCUGCGUAGAGCAAACGAAGAAAACAAUAAGUUAAAAACACGCUACGAACAGGCGAAGGAGGAAAUAGAAAACUUGGUAAGUAAGCUAAAGAUUUACCUAUGUUACAGGAAAUGUGUACAAACCUAGAAACGAGGAGGAUGUCUGAGACAAAAAUUGUGGAAUUAGUUCAACUUAAGGUUUUGAGUUAGAAGUUGUCCCUCCUAGCAGUUGCAGUAAGUUCGAGCCUCUAGAACUUUUGAAAGUUGAAAAUGGUCAGAUGUGGCAUGCAAUUGACUUCAAUGCAGAUAAAAGUAACUUUUUAGUCGGUAAUUCCAGCGAUAGUUGAUCCAAUGGAGCCUUGGCCAUAGCAUUAAACCUCUCGUACCCUAAAUUUUCAGCCACUGUGAGGGCAAUGUGCCCUCACUUACCCCUGGGAUAUUUGGGUGAGUACCGGACCAAGUUUGCGACGAAAAUCGAGUUUAGUUUCUUUAUCUUUUCUUUGUUGUGGAUAAUCAAGCAGCCAUUUAUUAAGCUCGCGACAAGACUCGACGUAGGGGACAAUUUUCCGCUCGUUCAAGUGGUCACCCAUCACGUUUUCUCUAAAAGAAAAAAAACAACUCGUUGGCUCUUUCUCGAGGCACCCUAGGACAGGGAGAGCCAUGUCCUUCCUAACAACAAAUCUUAUGCCGUGAGCCCGCCAUCACUUACCAAGAAAUAUAUAGAUUACCAACCAUCACUCACCAUUUUUUCUGUGGUGGUACCUUGUUAACUCCUUAUCUUGUUAAAUCUUAUAGAAAGAAAAAAUCGAAGUAAAUCAAGCAAGGUAUGUUCCACUAUCUUUGUUUCCGCGAACGUAUUUGUGGAUUGAUAGAGAGGUUAAGCAUCACGUUUACGUCAAACAGCAAACGCGAAUUUGUACCACGUGACCAAGUUUCCCUUUACUUGUCGUUGACUGUUCAUUUUUUCUACACAUACAUUGGUUGUUUCAAGCAAUUUUUUAUCCAUAAAAAUUGUUUUGAGCUGUUUUUAUCUUCUCAUUUUCUAUUUUGAGAAAUUCUCAACUUGAAUCUGCCGUUUGCCGUAUACGUGAAGCUUAAGCUCUCUAAUGAGAUUUCACAUGUUUCUCUUCAUAAAAACAACGUAAGGAGUAUGAGUUUAUGUUGUUACCAUUACAGGAUUUCCCAGUUGGAAGACGCCUUGAAGCGUAAUCAGUACGAACUGGAAAAAGCUGUCGAAGAACAACAGGUAAUUUAAACAUGACAAUUAAUUCUAUGCAUGUCACAUAGUCACUGAUGUGUUUUGGGGACGAGAGAAAAUUGGGUACAAGAGUAAAUUAAAGGGCUCUUCUUAUGAUACCGAAAUGACUAUCAUUCUGGAACGAGUUUAUUCCAUUUCCACAUAUUUUUCUGUAUUUGUUAACAUCAUAGGGAAACGGCAUUCUAAAUCUAAAUCUAAAUUGGAAGUGUAUAAUCUCUCAUAUGGGAUAUUCGAUACAGGGGUGGUUAGCGGCAUUAAGCGCAAUAAUGACUUGAAUUUAAGAUCUCAGUGGUGUCCAAAUGAGACAGUCCAUAUUUGAAUAACUGAACUAAGGUAGUACUGCGUAAUGUCAAAGGUGACGAGUUCUGUUCAGGGAUCGUGCGAGGGAAAAAGGAAAAUCUAUAACAGUUUUUGUUAGAUCAGCAGAUGACGGAAUGACAGAUAAUUAGUAUGAUGUAAGGGUUGCAUCAGUGGAGACAUUAACUAGACCGAAGAGUCAGGCGGGCAAUUUCGUUCCCGUACAUUCUGGUUUUCAUUCCAAAUAAAAUUCUCGUUCUGGAACGAAAUUUCAUUUCAUGCAAAGUCUAAACGAAACUCUGGAAAAUCGCAAAUCGUGUAGUCUGGGUCGACUGGCGCAUGCAUAUCUGAUGUUGCUCGAAAACCACGCGAGUGAAAACGCCUUAGAAGGGGCCCAGUCGCCGUUUUUAUUAUGUGAAUGUGAGAGCUAACUUAAGCUUGGACAGUACAGUCCUCUCUUUCUCUCUCUUAACGGACAUGUCUGGGAGACUGGGAGACGGACUCUUCUUAUAAUGGACACCUAGAGAUGGUCCCUAGCAGUCGCAAAAGUGCCGGUCCUAUCGGAGCCUAUCGUUUAGAGCGAGUAGAUAGACUACUGAAGAAUUACACACGUGCAUCUACCCAUGUAGAUGUGUCUACAACUGACUUUGGAAAGGAAGAUUUUUCACAACAUGCCCUAAUUACCACGGAAUGUCAUUUUUGACAAUGGUUACACGUAUUAAAGUUCUGUGUGGAAGCCAGUCGUAAACAGCCAAGACCUUGGCAGCAACUAGUGAUGCAUGAGUAUUGAACUUCGCAAAAGUUCGUGGCAUUUCAUUUCGCUUCGUUUCUUAUCUAGUAAAAGAAGGGAUUUUCGAAAGAAGCCGUCGAUCUUCCCAUAUUCACAGUUCGGAGGGAUUCGAAUUACUUUUGUGUAACCUAUCUGGUUUCUUUAUCUUUUGCAGUCUAGUCUACAGAAGGUUGAUGAUCAGCUAGACCGAGUAAUUGAGCAGGUCUGUAGGGAUUCUGACACACCCCUUCCGGUGAGUAUAUCAACCGAAAUCAGUCAAAUAAAUGACACCCUACUCUACGCCCUCUAAUUUCCAUUCCCCAUCCCAGGGAUUCUGACACACCCGUUCUGGUGAGUACGUCGACCGAAAUCGCCCAAAUAAAUGUUACCUCACUCUAUAUCCUCUUAUUUCCAUUCCCCAUCCCCGGGAUUCUGACACACCCCUUCUGGUGACUACGUCGACCGAAAUCGCCCAAGUAAAUGUUACCUCUCUCUAUGUCCUCUUCUUUUUAAUCCCCACCCCAGGGAUUCCGACACACCCCUUCUGGUGAAUGUGUCGACCGAAAUCACCUAAAUAAAUGUUACCUCACUCUAUGCCCUCUUAUUUUCAUGUCCCAUCCAAGGGAUUCCGACACACCCCUUCUCGUGAGCACGUCGACCGAAAUCACCUAAAUAAAUGUUACUUCACUCUGUGUCCUCUCAUUUCCAAUCCCCAUCCCAGGGAUUCUGACACAAAUUUUGCUUCGGUUUUUCGUCAUUAAAAAAGUGCCUCUGCAAGGGCGAAGGAUCCCAAGCAAGUACCGACGCCAUUGUCCACUUACUUGUUCGAAGCCAAAAGAAGAGACCUAAUGUAAAUUUUACAAGAGCUUGUACAGUUUCGAGUGUAUCGUGCAAAGAAACACGGCACGAAUUUUCACUUGUUGCUUAAGAUGCGAGACAGUCUUUCUACUGUCCAUUACAAAACCGUUAGUCCCAAUUCGUCAAAAAAAGAGACCUUUUCAUGUUUCCCAUUUUGUUGUCUUGGCAGAUUAACAACUUAUUACUGUUUAUUGUUAUUUGUAGUCUUUGCUCGCUAAUGGAAGCAUACGAAACAACUCCCAACACUGGAUCGCCGACAUGAUAGUGAGUAUGAUUAGCGGUUAAUUCGCCCGUAAAGAAUCCGAUUCGCCUUGGCGAGCGGAACCCGAAAGCUGAGAAAAAUUUAUUUAUCUAUCCAUCCAAGAAAUUUUGGAAGUCACGUAACCGUACGUCUGCCCGACCGCCCGUCUGCCCGUCCGUCCGCAGCACAGAGAAACCAAUGUGAAAUGUCACACUUUCUAGCUUGUUGUGGAACCUGCAAUCCGCCUGCAACCUGAUUCUGCACAUCCAUGUUGUGGUUAAUUGACAGCUGUCAAAACAGGGUAUUCGCUGACCAGUAUUACAUGACCGUAUCGCGGACUCAGGUGCCGGCCCAUCAAGGUUACGUGUUUUUUUGAAGUUCUGCGCUGACAAAUUCCUAGUUUUCAACUGAUCGCAGGCUAAACUCCAAGUGGAUUUCUUGGCAACUCAUGGUUAUAAGUUUAUUGUGUGAAGUAAAUGAUAAAUUCAUUAACUGGUGCUUCGCCUUUAGCCUUGGCUAAAUCUAUGUAUUACAUUACAUGGCAUAACAUCGGUGUCGUUUUUGGCAUCACUUUGGCCAAGGAGGGAUUCGAAAACAAGUCAAUAUGGUGAAGUUGUUUUUUUCUUUUUGUAGGGCAAAUUUCGUUGGCUUUCUGAAGAGCUGAAGGCUCGCCUCGCAACCGAACGGAGACUCAAAGAACAAGCAGAAUGGAGCCACAAGAGAAUCAGGGUUUGUAGAAGAUCCUUUAAAGUUGGUGCUUUUCACAGUAGACCUCAAGUAGUCGUUCAUUAGGCGAGUGAGCGAUCCCUGAGGCGCAUGGCAAGCGUGGAACGUAUGGAAGCGUAUUUUUCUUAUGAGAGUAUUUUCGCGCGUUCUUGUGGGUUUGCAAGACAUUUUAAAAUUUUUGUUCUUUUUUUUGCGUUGUUAGGAUGUCGUACAGAAAGCGGAUGAAGAUAAGGAAUACUUUAUAUCUGAGCUGGAUAAACAGAGCAUGUUACUCGAUGAACUAGCGGCACAAAAGAAAGGUAAUCACGUAAAAUCUUGAAAAUCACAGAUUAUCAUUAGAAUGAGAUGGGCCAAUGGCCGACCCAGGGGGAGGGCUCAGGGGUUUUUUACCGCCUAAAUACACUCACAGGCGAAAUAAACCUACACCCAUGAUAAAUCAAUACAUCUAAAAAGAAGAUGAAGGCUGUCUAGGGUUCAUAUUUCCAUUUUUGUUCAAGUUUGUUUUUUCGAAAAAUUUUCUGACAUUGGUUAUGUUAUUUUAUUCAGGUUUAGAGUCCAAGAACAAACAGAAUACGGACAACAUCAAGGCUCUUCAGGUAACUUAUUUAUUUCUAAAGUUUACUCUCCAACCCAGGGCGUUUACAGGUUUUGUCUUUUAUUUUUGGUCGUUUUUAUUAAGAAAACAGGGCUCCUUAGAUAGCUUUUAAAGUGGCUUUUUCAAUUCACAUAAGCGUUUUGACAUGUUUCCUCUGUGUAAUCUGUACGAGUAAAAAGACAAUCAGAGCAUCACCUUUGCUUAUUAUUGAUAUAUUCACCACCAUCACCACUGUUAUCGCCAAUACCUUUCUCGUCAACACCAUUACCGUCGCCAAUACCAUUUCCAUCACCAUUUUCAUUACCAUCGAUAGUACCAUCACCAUAACUCCGCUGUUACUAUCAUUGUGACUAUCACCACCAACGUCAUCAAUACCAUCAUCAUCGCCAUAAUGCUGUCACCAUUACCAACACCAUCACCUUUAUCAUUUGUCAUCGUCAUGAUCAUUACCAAUGCCAAUACCAUCAUCAUCACCAUAUUGCCAUCGCCAUUACCAACACCAUCACUAUCACCGACGCCAAUACCAUCAUCGUCACCAUAUGGCCAUCACCAUUACCAACACCAUCACCAUUAUCAUUUGUCAUCGCCAUGAUCAUUAUCAAUGCCAAUACCAUCAUCAUUACCAUAUUGCAAUCGCCAUUACCAACACCAUCACUAUCACCAACGCCAAUACCAUCAUCGUCACCAUAUGACCAUCACCAUUACCAACACCAUCACCAUUAUCAUUUGUCAUCGCCAUGAUCAUUACCAAUGCCAAUACCAUCAUCAUUACCAUAUUGCCAUCGCCAUUACCAACACCAUCACUAUCACCAUUACUAUCACUAAUGCCAAUACCAUCAUCGUCACUAUAACCAACACCAUCCAUCACCAUGAUCAUUACCAUUCCAUUACUAACACCAACACCAUGAUCAUCACCAAUACCAUCGCCUCUACCAUCAUUAUUAUCAAUACCAUUACCGCUACCGCCAUCAUCUUUAUUGUUAUCACGAACUCCAGAAAGGAUAAAUGUACUUGUCUAGAGUGUUACCAUCAUUCCCAUUGUUGUACCACUACCCUUACUAACACCGUUACCAUCACUGUUACCAUCGCUAUUACCACCACUUUCACCACUCAUUCCACUAUCAUUAUCCCCUUUAUCAAGAGAUCAGCACCAUCAGCACUUUUUCGUGAAUUUAUCAUGCGUUUAUUUCUUUGUUUAACCAGGAUAGGAUAACUCAGUUGACCUCGCAUCUCGAAACGGUAAGUGCUAUGCCAAUACAAUCUUUUCCUCAGUGUACGAUACGAUCAAUUGUAAAUGAUGAACUAAAACCAAAUGCAGUUUAUGGCACAAUUGAUUAUUUUUUUCUGACGCUGUUAAGGUACGGCAUUUUAUACGUUAUUUUGCAUUGAGACGUAUUAGGCCAUCCCCUUUUGUUUUUCGUUUAGCGUCGAAUUCGUUUUCUGAUAUUGGGUCGGUCGGUCGGAUUGAAAAAAAGAAGCUAAAAAAAAGUCACAAGAAGUUUCGGAAUAGGAGGCCCCGGUAACCCAGGACGACGUUAAAAGUUAAGAUUCACGUAUUUGGAUUAACAAAAUACACAAAUACUGUAAAAAAAUUUUCCUGUUUUUCUCUAUGCUGUUACUGUGCUCAUUUUUCAGAUUAAAAGAAUUAUUUCAAGUGAAAAAUGGUUCAACUACGUCGUUCCUUUUUUUUCUCUUUUUAAAAUGCCAAAAAUUUGGGUCGGUCGGAGAACGCUAAACGGAGAAAAAAAGAGGAUGGCCUUAGAAUCGAAAAAAAUGCCAGUGUGAUCUAUAAAUUGGCCAACGUUUUUCUCGUACAAAUUCAAACCUUUUCGUUCUACUACAGCAGAACCUCCUUAAGCGACCAGCGAUCCAAACACCAAAAUUUUCCCCGUCAAUUUUAUGGUUGGAAUGUCCCCUAAACGACCAUCCCUCGUUAGCAAUCACGACCCCGUUUUGGAUGACGAUUUUACAAUUUUUACUGUUGUUAACCUCUUGAAAACGACAUGACUUGACACGUGAGCUGAUCUCUAAGUUUGCUGUAUGUACUACACCACCCAGAGAAUACAAAAAAUGUUUAGUGACAACGUGGAAAUACAUAUUUUCUCGUAACUUAAAUUUUCCACCGAAAGUUACAUCGGUCGAAACUCCCCUCGGAAGAGAUCCCCUGUUCUAUUCUCUUAAAAUUAAUGACCUCUAAAUCUUUGCAUUUUGGGAUGUCUCUUACGGGAAGUUCGACUGUAUAUGAAAAUAGUGUUGAAUUACGUGAUUGUGCUUGUUUGUGUAGAGUACACGAGCUUUACACGCCACGGCUGAAGCUCUGGACGACCGACAAAAGGUUCUAGAAGAAUUUGAAGGUUUACGGGUAAGAUACUACUAUGAUAUGGAAGUUACAGAUUAACUCUGACAUUAAAUAGAUUUAAAAACCUCAGUGAUUUAUUGUCAGAGAAAUAGCGAUAUAUUGCUUUUGUUUUUUUAUUUUCCCAGCGCCUUCAUGUUCAAUUCUUAAAUUCUUAUCACGUGAUAUGGUUGUCUAGUUGUUGUAGACAGAAGAAUUUUGCUUGUUAUCAUUAUUGGUUAAUCGUGUGACCUCAACGUCAUUCAUAGCGUUCAUAUCCCGUGCAAGCCUGAAUUUCUGCAGGCUUUCUUUGGUAACUGCAAAAGUGGCGUUCAUAACUGCGUUGAUCGUUUUUACUUUUAAUUCUUCUUCCGGCAGUUCAUAUACCAAUUCUUUCACUCGCCACUUGCACAUUUCCCAUAAUCCACCUUAUUUGCCCCCGAGAGUUUUGCAUAACCUUUGUUUUCUAUUUCUCCUGGGUAUUACAGCCGUCCCAAGACAGAUUGAAAACAAUGCUUAUGCAAAAUUUUGGGGGGCAAAUAAGGUGCAUUAUGGGACAUGUGCAAGUGGCGAAUUGUAUUGCUUCUUUGUUUUCAAAUUGCUUUGCCACUACGGUUUCAGUGCCUGCAAAAGGUACAUACUGAUAUUGUAGGGAUAAACUUGUCGUUUGUGAUAAACUGUACAAAAACCUUUUUUUGGUGGCUUGUUUCAGGGGCAACAGAGAGAAAGAGACAAACUUCACGACAAGUAUGUCAGGUUAGUAUUUUGCUGCGCUUUGGUGAAGUUAAAGGGAGUCAAGAUAAACAGAGACAAUAGAAGCAAUAAUAGCAAUUACAAUUCGAUGUCAGAUGUCCGUUAAAUGUGAUACGGUAAAAUCUCUCGCCAAUAGUAACACAUAGUAUAAAUAGUUCCCACUGCAUUUAAGUCGAUAAGUUAGUAAAACGCAAUGACGAUUCGGUGCUACAAUUUAAUAUAAUUUUUUUUGUUCGAGCAACGUGAAGUUUGUCGUAGUUUAGCGUUCUGUGUCAAGGCACACUUGCGCACUUGCUCUGCAAUUUUAUCAACAACCUGCCUAAUCUCCAGGUCCCAACACAUUGCGGAAAACAGAACGCAAGGCAUUUUGGGAAAAGUACAGACUAUCCUUUUGAAAACAAUACGCAUGUUACUUUAAGGGCAACAAGGAACGCCUGCAAACGAAUCAGAGUAACGACCGUCUUUGUAACAUGAUGUGGAACGUAAAAUGCAUCUGGUAAAGCUCACUUUUCGUUUCUUUGUUAGGUAUAAAGAAAGAGUUGGCAGUAUUCGUCGAGAAUUACAAGGAGCGAAAUCAAUGGCGGAGGACUACAGGGUGAGAAAAAAUUGCCAUCUUACUGUCAUCUAGCCGGCGAGCAAGCUCUCCAUUUGGGGAUAUCGUGAAAAGUAGACGCGCGAGAGGCACACGAGAGGAGACGCGAAAGCGGGUGGCUGGGGAGACAAAAGAAAAUUUAUAAGAGAUCGUCGCAAGCUCUCCUUCCCUCGGCUCCUCGCGGCUCUGCCGCUCGCUCGCGCGUUCUCGCGCGGCUUGUUUCGUUCGCCCAAAUAGGAGAGCUUGCUCGCAGGCUAACUGCCAUCAUAUUAUUGGCAUCGUUUUAAAGUUGUGUUACAUAUUUAAAUAUCUUGUUGGGACCUUCACUGCUUGAAAUGAUCGACAAAAUGUCAUCUAACGGAUAUCCGUUUCUUUGAACAGCAAGAGGGUCUGGACGCCAGCAAUUUGUCCACAAGACUAUUGGAGGUAAUGAAAAACACUACGAUUAGCCGCUCUAAUUUCUUAGUCCGCGUGCGAGAAAAAGUAUACACGCCACGCGUGUGUUACGCGUGCCACUCUACUAAGGCCUCGUCCGCACGAAUCCAGAUAUGUUUCAACAGCAUAUAGCUCACUUCGGUGAAGAGUGAUAGCCUGGGACCCAAACUAGGCGCGUGUACAUUUAUGGGAUUAUUUGCGGGGGGGGGGGGAGCACAUGUAAACAAACAUGGCGGAAAGCGAAGUGGAAUGUUUCAAGGGAGUUCCUGAAGUUAUUUGUACACAAAGGCACACAACAACUGGCACGUCUCGUCAUAAUACAAGGUGGCUGCUCGACGUGUUCCCCCAAACAAUUCCAUAACUGCAGCGCGCUUAGUUUGGGUCCCAGGCUAUCACUCUUUUCCAAAGUGAGAUAUUGUUUUACAAGAUUCACCCUUUCGUCCACACAAAACCAGUGAAUCCGCUGAGCGAACCCGGCUGUUUUUGAAGCCGCUCUACAGAGUCCACAGGAAUCCGGGUAAAACAAUAUACAGUUUCAAACAUUUCCGAAUUUGUGGGGACGGGGUUCCAAAUUUGAGGAAAAGAUAAGGGGGCUGCAAGCAGUCUCGGCAAAAAAAACUCUGUUUUAACCGAAGUAUGUCGAUUUGGUCGUUUUUGUUUUGUUUUUGUUUUUGUUUUUUUUCGAUUUUUUCCAUUGGUGCUCGAGAUUCAGUUUGAUUUGUAUGUUGUCUUUUUAGAGUCUAGAUCGCAUCUCCAGUCCAAAAGCCAAACAACGAAGACUUCAUCAGUUUCCAGACACGCCACCAACUAAUUUAAGGUAAGUGCGUAGACUAAAUCGCGUAAUUAUGCCAUUAUAUGUUACAAAUUCUUCUUCCUUGAUUGCAACGUUUUACCCUAUUCCUUUGAAGGGGCGAUAAAAUUCGUUGCCCAAUUUCCCUAAAUUGAUAGAUGAAUGCCAUUUAGGAUCGUUUUGGUUGUACUUGUUUAUUAUCUCAUUCAACAAAUAAUAACUUUCUUUACUUUGAAUAUAUUUGUACGCAAAAUAAUUUUAGAUCAAUAAAUACCACAAUGGGUUUCUCAUUGGAAUAUGGUGUUCAUAUUUCAAAACAAAAUGCAAAUAAGAUUUAUAAACUUCUCUGGACACAUUCUUUUGAAAUGGUGCUUUUUCAUCCCUUUUUUCUCUCUUCCCUCACAGUGACUGUAUCAUCUUUCUCUCAUUUGCAGACCACCGACAAGUAAGACUAUGCCUGUUUCAGAAUGGUCUCCGUCAUCGGAUAACACUUUAUCCACCGUCUCGGAAAGUUAGUUUUUUUUUUUGUUUUGCUUUUUGUGUUUACGUGCAUGUGUUUACUAGACCUCAUACAUGGUCACAGUAUUCUUGAACCUUGGGCUCUCAUCCGGCCGGCUGGAGAGGACUGGAGACGAAGCGAAGGCUCUUCUUUGUUAACUUGUCGUCCGACAUGCCAAAAGAGAAGGGUGUUGGGAUCGAAAAUGUGAUGUUUCGAGUAGUCGAGCGAUGAUGCGGAGCUCAUGAUCACAUACCAAGUUACGAGCUCGGGUGUGUUUUGGGCUUAUCCUAUCAUGAAACACAAUACGCGAUAAAACUGAAAAGGGUCAUACUAAGUCAGUGUUUUUUUUUUUUUGAUGGAAAAUUACUUAUUUGUGGCUAAAUCUGCAGGUUCUUAUUACUCAUGGUUCUUUCGAUCCGUAGUUUCGACUAGGCAACUUUUUCUUUUUCGAUGUCUCAACACUCGUAACAUUUAAGCUUUCUUUGGUAACUUUCGCUCAAUUGUUUUUCAGCUCUCUUGGAAGGGAUUACCUUACAAAUCGUGGUCACACCCAUAAAUGCCCAAUGAACUGAGGCAUUUUUUCUACUUAAGCAUGAAGACAUUUGCGGAUGAACUGUAAAAACUUAUUUUUGGUGUAUUCAACUGAAUUGAAGAGGGGUUGUCACCGUGCGCGUCUACUUUGGUCGAUAAAAUUCUGUCUUGUGGCUCACUCACAUCUGGCAAUCUGAUGAGGGUCUACUUUGCUUAAUCCACAAUUCAAAACAGGUGACUACCAAUCCUACUGAACUGAAUUUUUACGAUAUUUUUCGUCUUAUCUUUAGAUCCUUCGCCCUUGAUUUCACCUUUUAAAACAGAUAGAAAACGAAGCUACAAGCUUAAGGAUUACCGUGGCAAAGAUCCCAUUGCUAGUACUGACUUGGACUAUAAAGAAAGGUAACGACAAAUGGUAGGUAUCCACUGACAGUUGAUGACUCUUGAGAGCGGUAGGAAUCCAGUGCUAGGACGAUAUCCUGAAACGGCGAUCAAUUACUUGUUAUAGAACACUAAGCAGAGACAUGAUGAUAACAAUCUAUGAAAAGACUCCUAUCAGUUCGCUCUUUGCUGCUUCUCUUUGCCUGCCCCUGGCCUCUUUCGUGCUUUCUCGCCAUCUCUUUGCUGUGUCCCUUCAGGUCUCUCGCGCCCCUUCUGGCCUUGUCUUCAUCCUUGCCCGUAGUGCAGGCGUAUUUUUUGGCCAGCCGGAGAUCUUUCAGUAAAAACCCUCGCUCUACUGGCGCUGGAGAAAAUCAGAGACUAUGGGACGGAAUUUUACGCAAGCUGUUGAAGUUAUCCACAGUUUCCCGAAAAUGUCUCAAGUUAUAGUCAACUUUAAGCCGUAACAGGACAAAGUAAUACCCAUAGGCUUAGCCUGCCUGUGAAUAAGCUUCCAGAGGAACGUGGUGAGGGAACCGGUAGCCUCUUCUCCUCCCCUCUCCUCCGCCCCUUUCCAUCUGUUCGCACUCUUUAGCUUUCUCUUCAUCCCUUCCCCACAAGAGAGCCUGUUCAGGGGCUGCCCAUACCGUGGGCAUCAUAUCUAAAUUGAAUGAGGACUCUAUUCUGACCCUAGCGUUGAUCAGACUUUUCACAGAGUACGAUUGAACUUUUAUGUCAGCGAAGAGACAAAACGUGAGAAAACUUCUUGUAAACUCCAAAUCGUGGGUUUCACCCCGUUACUUCGAGAAAGGAAGGGAUUUAUCGGGUGAGUCCUUAGUUCUUUUGUAUUUUCUGUUUGUCAGUAUAUAUACUUAUAUGUUAUAUUUUCAAUUUUCCCUAGAUGAAAAAAAAAGCCGCGUUGGGCGUAAUGCAGGCUCCAAGCGUGAUGAUAUCACCUACACAUCGCGGCACACUCGUCAAAUCCCGUUCCUAGGUCCCUCCCCUACUCAUCCUCUCGAGGGACGAGUCGGACAGGACCCUGGGAACUAGAUUACACACUCGCCUUGUAUUUAAGGAAACAAAGUUAUAAAUAGUCGACUGUAUGAUACAAACAAGAUGUACGUGCUUUUAUUUAACUCUCUUUUAAUCGUUGACUCUGUACACCUGGAGAAAACAUAGACCUCCUCGGAAGAAAUAUGGGAUUAAUAUAUAAUGAGUUACUCACAGUACUGAAUUGUGGUGAUUGUUUUUAUUGCAACUGUUGAUUGAUG
Porites evermanni is the source of this 35106-nucleotide messenger RNA. The record is from the annotation of a GenBank genome assembly. NCBI's taxonomy places the organism in Eukaryota, Metazoa, Cnidaria, Anthozoa, Scleractinia, Poritidae.